Silurus meridionalis is the source of this 4301-nucleotide messenger RNA. It is a transcript of the gene epha4l, whose product is annotated as eph receptor A4, like. The record is from RefSeq and is a predicted model, not a curated record. Gene Ontology annotation, cellular component: plasma membrane; neuron projection. Bases 259 to 3228 code for a protein of 989 amino acids. The transcript has 17 exons. Lineage: Eukaryota; Metazoa; Chordata; Actinopteri; Siluriformes; Siluridae. Gene Ontology annotation, molecular function: transmembrane-ephrin receptor activity; ATP binding; protein binding. Gene Ontology annotation, biological process: protein phosphorylation; negative regulation of axon extension; axon guidance.
CAGGGACCGGAGCGAUAACACGGAUUCGGAUAUAUUUAUAACACACACCCGCACGUAUAUAUAUUUAUAUAUAUAUAUAUAUAUAUAUAUAUAUACAUUCCUACAUACUCACUCACACACACACACACACAUACACACAUGCACGCAUAUACAGCGUGAGAAGUCAGAAAUAUUCAGAGAUACAAAAAAGAAACAGAUACACAGAGUGAGAGAGAAAGAGAGAAACUGGACGGAAAAGAGAACAGAAGAGAGUUGCACAUGGCCGGGAUUAUUUACUCCCUCGCUUCACUUUUAUUUGGGAUUUCCGCCGCAAUCAGCGCCCUGCAGAGGACCUACCCUGCAAAUGAAGUUACAUUACUGGAUUCGAGAUCUGUGCAGGGAGAACUGGCAUGGGUGGCAAGUCCGACAGAAGGAGGGUGGGAAGAGGUGAGCAUCAUGGACGAGAAGAACGUCCCAAUCCGGACGUACCAGGUUUGUAACGUAUUGGAGUCAAGUCAGAACAACUGGUUGCGCACGCACUGGAUCGAGCGCGGCCGGGCGCAGCGCAUCUACAUAGAGAUCAAGUUCACUUUACGCGACUGCAACAGCCUACCCGGCGUCACAGGCGCUUGCAAAGAGACCUUCAACCUGUACUAUCUAGAAUCCGACUCGGAUGGAGAGCACGGUGUACCUGAGCGGCGCUUCGCUAAGAUCGACACGGUGGCGGCCGACGAGAGCUUCACGCAGGUGGACGUGGGGGACCGGGUCAUGAAACUGAACACAGAGGUGCGCACUGUGGGCGCACUCAGCCGCAGAGGCUUCUACCUGGCCUUCCAGGACGUGGGCGCAUGUGUGGCACUUGUUUCUGUGCGAGUGUUUUAUAAGAGAUGUCCACUGGUUGUCAGGAACCUGGCCAGCUUCCCUGAUACGGUAGCAGGAGCAGAUGCUUCAGCGCUGGUGGAAGUGCACGGUGCGUGUGUGGAACACUCGGAGGAGCGCCAAGAGCCCAAAAUGUACUGCGGUGCUGACGGGGAGUGGCUGGUUCCCAUCGGGACUUGUCUCUGUCAGCCUGGUUACGAGGAACGCAGUGGAAAGUGUCAAGUGUGUAAGGUGGGAUAUUACCGGUCUUUGGCUACAGAUGGAUCCUGCACUAAGUGCCCUCCGAACAGUUACUCCAUGAGAGAGGGUUCCACAGCGUGUGAGUGUGAUAAAGGCUACUACAGAGCAGAAACAGACUCUCCAGCUAUGGCCUGCACACGCCCCCCCUCAGCUCCUCAGCACCUGAUCUCCAGUGUGAACGAGACGUCAGUGUUGCUGGAGUGGAGUCCUCCACUUUCCACUGGCGGCCGUCGUGAUCUUACCUACAGUGUGUUAUGUGAGCGGUGCACAUGGACAUCAGCACGGUGCGUACCAUGCGGUGAUGGCGUGCACUACUCCCCCCAGAGGCUCAGUUUUAACGGCACUCGAGUAUCUGUGCACCAGCUACAGGCUCACACAAACUACACCUUCCAUAUCUGGGCUGUGAACGGAGUGUCCAAACACAACCCGAAACCCGAGCAGGCCGCCUCCAUCAUGCUUACCACCAACCAGGCUGCUCCAUCGACAGUGGUGUCUGUGCAGAGUAAGGACGUCACCCGUGACACUCUUAUACUCUUCUGGCAGGAGCCUGAUAAACCCAAUGGAGUCAUACUGGAGUAUGAGGUCAAAUACUACGAAAAGGAGCAGAACGAGAGGAGUUACCGUAUUGUAAAGACCACGUCUCGCAGUGUUAACAUAAAGGACCUGACACCAUUAACCUCCUAUGUGUUUCACGUGCGUGCCCGCACCGCAGCCGGUUAUGGAGAUUUUAGCGCUCCACUGGAGGUCAUGACCAACUCAGUACCGUCUCCUGUGGUGGGAGAAGGCAUGAACCCCACCAUUCUUUUGCUGUGUGCUUGUGGCAGCGUCGUUCUGCUCCUCAUCCUCGCCUGUGCCUUCCUCAUAAAAAAGAGGAGGGCCAAAUACAGCAAAGCCAAGCAAGAUGAAGAAAAGCACCAACCAGGAGUGAGGGUUUAUGUUGACCCGUUCACCUAUGAGGACCCGAACCAAGCCAUCCGAGAGUUUGCUAAGGAGAUUGAUGCCUCCUACAUCAAGAUUGAAAAAGUAAUUGGAGUUGGUGAGUACGGUGAAGUUUGCUGCGGCCGUUUGAAGUUCCCCACCAAGCGUGAGGUGUGUGUGGCCAUUAAGACACUAAAGGCCGGGUUUACUGAGCAGCAGAGACGUGACUUCCUGAGCGAGGCAAGCAUCAUGGGCCAGUUUGAUCAUCCCAACAUUAUCCGCUUGGAGGGCGUAGUCACCAUGUGCAAGCCGAUCAUGAUCAUCACUGAAUACAUGGAGAACGGCUCUCUGGAUGUGUUUCUCAGAAAGAACGAUGGGCGUUUCACUGUUAUUCAGCUGGUUGGUAUUCUGCGUGGCAUCGCUUCAGGGAUGAAGUAUCUAUCAGACAUGAGCUACGUCCACAGAGACCUGGCAGCACGAAACAUUUUGGUCAAUAGUAACCUAGUGUGCAAGGUGUCUGAUUUCGGCAUGUCCAGAGUCCUGGAGGACAAACCUGAGGGAGCUUAUACAACACGGGGAGGGAAAAUUCCGAUUCGCUGGACAGCCCCAGAAGCCAUUGCGUACAGGAAGUUCACUUCAGCCAGUGACGUGUGGAGUUACGGCAUCGUCAUGUGGGAGGUGAUGUCCUACGGAGAACGGCCGUACUGGGACAUGAGUAACCAGGAUGUCAUAAAGGCAAUAGAAGAAGGCUACAGGUUACCAGCACCAAUGGAGUGUCCUGUAGCACUUCAUCAGCUCAUGUUAGAGUGCUGGCAGAGAGAGCGCAGCGAGCGGCCCAAAUUCAGCCAGAUCGUCAACAUGCUGGACAAACUGAUCCGCAACCCGAACACACUGAAGCGGAUGGGAGGAGAGACAAGCAGGUCACAUGCACAAAAGUCCCACCCAUCAGCACUAAACCACACCCCCUCAAUUGAGCCGUCCCCUUCAUUCAGUUCAGCAGACGAGUGGCUAAAAGUUAUUGGUCUGGAGAAAUACAGAGAAAACUUUGCUAAGGCCGGACACAGCAGCCUGGACAGUAUCGUACGCAUGAAUCAAGAAGACUUGGCCAAAAUUGGAGUCUCCUCAAGUGUACAUCAGAAGAAAAUCCUGAACAGUCUCCAGGAAAUCCUGUCUGGAAUACAGCAGAUAGAAGAGAUCAAGCUUCCUGUCUGAUCUGUGACAGCGUAAAUGAAACCAACAUGAAUGACAAUAUGGAAACAAGAUGGAUAUAAUAUUUUAACUACUCACGCACUUUAAUUGGAUACGGACAGUAGCAGACAGUGGAAUAGCUGCACUUUUGACGGAUUAGUCUGCAUCUCAUGGUCUUCCUGACUGAGAAGUUCUGAGAGAGAGAACACUACAAACUGUUGACCUUCUGCAAAAUAAUACUGCUAUAGAUCCAGGAUUUCGUAUCGGAGUCCACUUUUGAACAGACUGUGAAAGAGACACUUGAAUGAGCAUUGAGAAUAUUUUUUUUGUUUGAAAGAAGGGAAGCAACACCGUCCCCUACAGGUCAUCUUGUGAACAGCACCUCUUGUUGAUGGAUACAAGUUACUUUUUUUGUUAAUUUCUUGGUCCCUUAUUUUUUAUUUUUGCUCGAAUGUGUAUUUCAGGAAUUAUUUCAUUUAAGUAGCCUGUUGACUUUUAAUAUUUGGAGGGGGAAAAAACCCUUCUAUCUAAAGGGAACAAAGGACAAUACAGAAACAUUUCUAAGAGGACUAGGAGCAGAUAUGCAGUGUACAGAGAACAUGUGAACCCAGGUAUGAUAUGGCUUGAGGCUACUUUUAUUCAGAGAUUGUCCAAAAAGUCAGAAUUGUCUACAAAACACAACAUAUUUUCCAGUGCUUUUUCAAUUUAAAACAAUAUAAACAACAUUAAGCCAAUGUGAAACAUCUAACAUAUACUUUGCUUCACUGUACCUGCAAACAAAGCGUUUUUAAAUACAGUAAUUGUAUUUUGUAGCUAAUUUGCUUAAAAUACUUUCCUUGAUUUAACCUAGUCCUGUCCUGUAUGUCUUUUUCUUAAUCUAUGACCAAGUCCAUGUUUGGAUUGACAUUUUACAGAUAAAUGUAGCUUCCUUAAAUGAUCUAAACAAUCAGUUUUUUAUUGUACAUAAAGCAAUACUGUAAUGAAAAUAAUACGUGCCAGUGCCAGUGUAAAAUCUGUCAAAAUAUAUGCCAAGCUGAGAGUUGAAAUGAAUGUAUUAUAAACAUGGUGCAUUUUCUAAUAAAAUGGACGACACCUAA